GUGUGACCCAGAUCCCUGUUAAGCUCGAUGAGGACAUUUACCAUGAGGUCAAAGCUGAAGAGUUUAUUGUUGACCACCCCACAGCCCUGAGUGGUUUAAAUGCUCAGACCACCACCGAGUCUGGAGUGGACGGAAAGGUUUCCCCACCAAAAACUGAAACACCCAAAACACCAGUGGUCAUUCAGUCAUCCCAACAGUUGUCCUUAGAUGUCACAGCUGAGGGCAGUGGUGGAUCCAUGGAGAGAAGUGGACACACUCACACUACACCUCUGAGUGUGUCUCAUACCCCCACAACGCAGCCUGGGAUGGACAGAUUCCCAGCAUUCCUAGUCUCUGAUCAACCAUUAACAGAUUUCCAAACAGAGGGCAGUGCUGACCCCACGUCCUCUACAAUGUUAUUGGAAGGAAGUGGGUUUUCUCCAUCAGCCACCACCAUCCAAACGUCACAGCAGACGUUCACAGAUUUCCUAGCAGAGGGCAGCGGCACCACAGAAUCUGCUACAAUAUCUGAGGGAGGAAGUAGACUCUCUCCAGCUACAACCACGAGCGUUUCACAUACUCAGAGCCCUGCCUCCACGACGGAGUCUGUAAGAGACAGUACAGCUGCUUCACCAACGUCCGAGCCAACAGAAGUAUCCACAAAGACUCGAGCUUUGGAGGAGCCUCUCCGAGAGAAAAAGAUUCAAUCUCGUCUAAUGCAGGAAAAUGUAUCCGAAAUGGAUAAACUCGCAAAUGGAGACGACUACAAAAAACCAGACAUGCACAAAGGCCACAUCACACCAGACUGGAUAAUCAUUGUUGCGUUCAUUGUUGCUCUUGCGGCGCUUGUGGCAGUUUGUGCAGCUAUUGCCACUAGAGACAAGUGGAACCAUCCAAACCAGGUGGCUGAAACCAAAACUCCCAUUUCAAACCAGAAGAGGGAGCUAGAGAUGCAGACCUUCCCCAUCCUGCUCAAAGAUGGGCCCAAGGAGAAUGGGAGUAACGGAGAGUACACGGUUAUCCCCCUGGAGGACAUCACUGAAAAGUUUCCAUCCGACUGAGGCUGAGAGACGCAGGCCGUGGAAAACUGAUGAGAGGAACAAACAUGAUGAACGGACUGCUGAGCAGAAGUUUGAUGUUAUUUAUUUCCUUGUGGACUUCCACAGUUCUUGUCUCGACAGAGAAUCGUGUUCUGCUUGCUCCAGCUUUCUUUCAUCAUUAUUUAGGGAACAUGAAAAGGUUUGUUUAUUUCGGCUCAUAGAUUUAUGGCAAAAUAGACCUUUUC
This is a messenger RNA of Nematolebias whitei (Rio pearlfish), 1264 nucleotides long. Its product is annotated as flocculation protein FLO11. NCBI's taxonomy places the organism in Eukaryota, Metazoa, Chordata, Actinopteri, Cyprinodontiformes, Rivulidae. The record is from RefSeq and is a predicted model, not a curated record.